Xiphias gladius (swordfish) is the source of this 2671-nucleotide messenger RNA. It is a transcript of the gene parp3, whose product is annotated as poly (ADP-ribose) polymerase family, member 3. NCBI's taxonomy places the organism in Eukaryota, Metazoa, Chordata, Actinopteri, Istiophoriformes, Xiphiidae. The record is from RefSeq and is a predicted model, not a curated record. The transcript has 11 exons. Gene Ontology annotation, cellular component: site of double-strand break. Gene Ontology annotation, molecular function: NAD+ poly-ADP-ribosyltransferase activity. The coding region runs from base 141 to 1730 and encodes 529 amino acids.
AAGAAGAAGAGGAAAAAGAAAAGAACAGCGUAGAGCUCCACCUCUUCCCCUCACUGCAGAGUGCCUGUAAACUUUGUACUCAGGCUUUUGCUCCGGCUCUGCUGGUUCUCUCUGACCGCAAGGUGUUUUCAGCAGGGAGCAUGGCGCCGAAGAGACGGGCUGCUUCCGCUGUCAGGGCAGGUGGCAAGAAGGUCAAGGAGGAGCCUGACGCGCCAGAGCCCAAGGAUGCCUUCACCUCCGCAAAAGAGGCCCUGCUGGCUGCAGGGCCACAGGUAAACGGCGCAAGGAAGGUGGAUGAGCACUGCCCACUGUCAAGCUCCGGGGAGGUAUAUGAGGGCUACGACUGCACGCUCAAUCAGACGAACGUCGGCCAUAACAACAAUAAGUUUUACAUCAUUCAAGUUAUCGAAGCAAACAACAAAUACUAUUCAUGGAACAGGUGGGGUAGAGUGGGGGAAGUGGGACAGUCCAAACUUAAUGGGUUUGAUAAGUCGGACGGCGCUGUCAAAGAUUUUGAGAAAAAGUUUAAGGACAAGACAAAGAACAACUGGAGCGAUCGGACGACUUUUGUGUCUCACGCCGGGAAGUACACACUGAUUGAGGUGGAUGGAGAGCAGGAUGCUGAGGUCAAGGUGGACAGUGCUGAGGGAAGGACUGUCACAGUCACUAAAAAUGUCCUACCUUGUACCCUUGACAAUGCUACAAAAGAGCUCAUCCAGCUCAUUUUCAGCAAUGAUAUGUUCAAGGAGGCGAUGGAAUGUAUGAACUUAGACAUCAAGAAGAUGCCUCUGGGCAAGCUCAGUAAGCUGCAGAUUGCAAAGGGGUUUGAAGUGUUGGAGGAAAUCGAGGCAGCCAUGAACCAAAAAAGCGGAAAAGCGCGCCUGGAAGAACUGUCCUCGAAGUUCUUCACCACAGUCCCCCACAACUUUGGCCGGAGCAGACCGCCCACCAUUGACAAGAAAGAGAUUGUGGAGGAGAAGAAAGAGAUGCUCAUGGUGCUGGCUGACAUUGAGCUUGCCCAGACUCUGAAGUCAGAGACUGAAAAGGCUCGGGAAGAGAUGAUAGAGACGGUUCCCCACCCUCUAGACCAAGACUACAGUUCUCUAAAAUGCAGGCUCACUUUAAUGGACCAUGAUACGGAAAUUUUCAAGAACAUAGAAAAAUACCUGAAAGCAACUUCAGAUGGCUAUCGUAAACCAAAAAUUGUCAAUGUUUGGGAAGUCGAUCGAGAGACAGAGGGAGAGCGCUUUAGCAAGAAUGAUAGUAUGGAGAACCGCCGUCUGCUGUGGCAUGGUACAAACAUAGCGGUGGUGGCAGCUAUCCUGAGGAGUGGUCUUAGGAUAAUGCCCCAUUCGGGAGGUCGAGUUGGUCGCGGAAUCUAUUUUGCAUCUGAAAACAGCAAGUCUGCAUGUUAUGUACGCACCUCUAAAAAUACUGGAGUGAUGUUCCUGAGUGAGGUAGCCCUUGGCAAAGAAUAUACCAUCACCAAAGAUGACAGUUCCUUGAAGAAGGCUCCUGCAGGCUAUGAUAGUGUGGUGGCACGAGGAUCAAUUGAACCAGACCCCACCGAGGACAUCGUCAUCACCCUAGACGGCAGGAGGGUUUCUGUGCCUCAGGGUAAGCCCGUACAUCAGCCCCAGUUCUCAGACAGCUACUUCAGCAACAGUGAAUACCUCAUCUACAAAGAGAGCCAGUGUCGCCUUCGGUACCUGCUGGCGCUGAACAUGUAGCGCUAAUGCAACUCAAGGAAAGAGGCAGGACCUUUGAAAGAGAAAUGCUCCUCAGUCCUUCUGUAUAAGGGGCUUCUUGAAAAGCUUGGCUACUGUUGUUUUCUAAUAUAAUAUGGUUGUCGUCUUUAUUCCUACAGUUAUUGUGUAGAUGUUCCUACCAUAAGUGGUGUAUACAUCACUGUGCCUUAUAUCUCACGCAGUGUAAAACUGGCCUGUGUUUGACAGACUGCACGUCCUUAAUAACAAAUACUGAGAAAUUGUAUUUACUUUUUCCUUUACCAUAACAAAGAGAGUGUACUUUUACCAGUCUCCCGUUGGUGUCUUUUACCUGAUCUUGGUUUUUAAACAUCUCAAAGGGCUCUAAAUCUUUGCAAUAUUUUGUUUUUGAAAUACAUACUGCACUUUGUGUUCCAUUUGGCUUCUCAGCUCUGGUUUGAGUAGCUUACCUUUUAAAUAUUGUUUUUUUUUUAAUCCAAAUGGAAAUGAGAAUAUAAACCUAUUCCUCAGAAAGAAAAUAUCGUGGAAGUUUAUUAUGCAACUAUAUAGACAUUUGGAAUAAUAAUAAUAAUAAUAAUAGUAAUAAUAACAAUGAUAAUAUAGUAGAGCAGAAGUAAAAAUGGUAUCCUAUGCACAGAAAUGUUUACAGUUGGAGGUAUGAAGUUUACUUUAUGGCUAAUGUCCAAGUAUUGUUGCAAAUCUAAUAAUUUGUUGGACUGUUAUCAAAGACUCUGAAAGUGCUGCUGUUGUGUAAAGUAAUAUAAUAUGUAACUCAUGAAUUGCUUAGGCAAACUUCUUGCCCAGUGGGUCUUCCAGCUACAUUAUGUUGGUACCAAAUGUCACCAUGUGGUGUCAGUAGUGAGCAACUCCCUUUCGUAUGUAAUUGCCUCAGACAUAACUUGAACCAGUGAUAAGUUAAUAAACUGAAGCACCCUCCCAACGUG